AUGCUACCUAACCUGCGGGGACUGGUCCUACAAGUGUAUGUGCACCGUCUGCUAGCAGCACUCUAUCGCGUUUCAUUGCUGCUACUCUGCUUUUCUAUCGGUCUCCUUGUCUGGCAUGGUCGACUUAUCGGUCGCGGAGAGACCAGUGUGGAGUACCACCAGAACCGCCAACUGGCUCGUCGUAUGCGCAAACGACAUCUAGUAUUCCGCAACUACUACGACUUUGGCUGGCAACGCAAUUGGAUGCGUUUCCUGGGCCUCGAGGCACCGGUGGAUACCAGAGUCUGGCAGACGGGAAAGAAAGUCCCCCCGCUGACCUACACCCAUCGUGUAUUGAUCUACGUUCUACUACCUUCAUUCCGCGACGCGCCCUGUGAUAGUCCUGACGGCCUCAGCUAUGAAUUGGCCAGGGUCAGCGUGGAGACCAUCCUUUCCGACCUGGCUGAUCUCAGCAUUAAUGAGCAGUCGUCCCAGUCGAGUAAGCAGCUUCUUGAACAAGUGACAACGCGAAAAUUGACCUAA
Messenger RNA from Dibothriocephalus latus, 522 nucleotides. The record is from the annotation of a GenBank genome assembly. Lineage: Eukaryota; Metazoa; Platyhelminthes; Cestoda; Diphyllobothriidea; Diphyllobothriidae.